AUGCGCACAUUUCACGAAUUGCCCGAGCAUGUAUUACAUGAUACAAUUUCCGUGGUCGUAGAUUUCACACAAUCCAAAGGCUGGCAGUUAUCGUUAAGAUUGGUCAAUCGCCAGUUCAAUGAAGCUGUGCUCCAUGUUUACUACUUGCGGCAAAGACUUGUGGCAUCUGAUGGAGACCACUCACUCGAUUGCAUUAAUCCAUGUCACGAUCAGUUCUGCCGAAGACUGGUGGCUUCCCAGCGGAAACAAAUCUACGCGGCGCGCUUCAACUUCCAGAGCUUGCUCGCAAGCCGAGACCUAGCUGCUGACGCCAUAUUCGCUCAUCAGCUCCUACAGCAGUGGAAAGCGGCACUUACGAUGUUGCGAGGAGUAGGGAGCCUUGAACAGCUCGAUCUAGACCAAGUCCGGUUCUACUCAACCUGCAGCGACAAUCCGAUCUUUAAUGAUGUUCCCAGCGCGAUUCUGUCCAAGGCUGUUGAUUCUCACCUGGGACCACAAUUUUUAUCAGUGCUGGUCCAAAGCAAAUGGAAUCUCUAUCUUACAGAUCGCUAUCAAGUCGAACCUCCCGCGUUCUGGGUGGCUCUGAGUGCAUGCGUGCUUGGAGACCUCCAACUGUUUGAGGCAUACAGAAGCAAACUGACGCUACUUGAUGAGAAUUCCUCAGCCUUCAGCCCUCCGGCUCAGUUCAUUGCGUCACAGCUUUUCGCUUUGUUGAAUGUGGCGAUAAAGCAUGCCAAACUCGGCAUUGUCAGUCGUUUGCUUAAACAACAUCCAAACCUAGUAUCAAAGGUACACACCAACUAUGCAUCUCUGCAAGCAGCCAUUUUUUCCAACAACACAGAAGUCCUGAAAGCUCUACUUGCGUAUACGCCGAAUUUACCCGACUUGCUGACUGAUGCCUCGAGUCGUUGCAGCACUGUUCUCACUCGGUCUAGUAGCGGUACAGAGACUAUCAGAUUAUUGACACGGCAUUUCAGCCCACUUUCUGCAGAAGCACGUACUUGGUUGAUCAUGCACUCAUGUGCAGUAGGCGACACAGCGCUCUUGGAAGAGUUCUCGAAAACGGAAUCGCUCUUCAGUAAUCGCAUUUACGACGCUAGCGGUCUAAUACCAACAUCCGUCCAUUUCGCUAUCCGCUGCGGCAAUGUUGAUACCUUGCGCUUCUUGCUCGAUCAUCGAGUUCUUGAAAAUCAGAAUCCACAAUCAUUGAGAAUGGCGAUGGAACAGGCUCUGUCAUUCAACCAGAUAGAAUGCUAUCGAGAACUGUACCAGCGGGUGGAGAUAUCUCAGUCGGCACGCUACUUCGAGUAUCUCACUUGGGCAGACAACGCAGAAGAAGUCAUGACCGAGUUUAUCCGUAAAUACAGGAGCCUCAUUUUUGAACCGUUAGGGGAUCCGGACGAUCUAGUACCACCGCUUGCUCAAAGAGCACUGUGGAAAGCUAUACAACGACUCAGAGCUGGAAACGUCCAGUUUCUCCUAGGCGCGGGAGUAAGCGUGUUCCCGUGGACGAAGUACAAGGACCCUUUUGAGGUCCAAUGGCCAUAUUUCAAUCAGAACCGAGAUGCGUUCCUCCGCACUCAAGCGGUGCUUGAUUCUUUUGACUUACCAAAGUUAAGGAUAAUUGUGUGA
Molecule: messenger RNA, 1632 nt
Organism: Cladophialophora psammophila CBS 110553
Lineage: Eukaryota; Fungi; Ascomycota; Eurotiomycetes; Chaetothyriales; Herpotrichiellaceae
Exons: 2
Coding region: 1-1632 (543 amino acids)
Source: RefSeq, a predicted model, not a curated record